Messenger RNA from Heteronotia binoei (common prickly gecko), 1110 nucleotides. RefSeq names its product putative protein FAM10A4. Bases 126 to 1058 code for a protein of 310 amino acids. NCBI's taxonomy places the organism in Eukaryota, Metazoa, Chordata, Lepidosauria, Squamata, Gekkonidae. The record is from RefSeq and is a predicted model, not a curated record. The transcript has a single exon. Gene Ontology annotation, molecular function: Hsp70 protein binding.
UUCAACCUAGUGGUGUGAGUUAUAGAAACAAGAUCAGAUGACUGGUCUAAAUUGCACUGCUAUGAUGCAUUAAUAGUUUUAGCUUUCUAAAGAGCUUUCUCUUGACUGCAUCCUGGCUGCUCUCCAUGGAUCUCAGGAGAGUGAGGAAUCUUCAGGCACUGGUCAAUGCAUAUGGACAAGAUCCAGGCCUUGUGGGAGCCAAGCAGCUUAUGGUACUUCGGGCCCAUGUGGAGGAUAUAUUAAAUACUUACACAGAUGCCUUUGGCAGAAAAGCAGUCAAGGAGGAAAACAAAUUGGAGGUCACCAAUAGCGAUGAAAGCGAUUCUGACAUAGAUGAAGAUGGUGAGAUCCUUGAACCAGACCAAGAUGUCCUCCAAGAGAUGGGCGAUGAAAACAUGAGGCUCACCAGUGAGAUGAUGGAUCAGGCAAACGAGAAGAGAGAAGAAGCUUUCGAUGCUCUUGAGAAAGGCAAUCUCCAAAGAGCCCUUGAGCUGUUCACAGAGGCCAUCAAGUUGAACCCCCAGUGUAGUGAGACGUUUGUCAACAGAGCAAGUGUCUUUGUGAAACUGAAGAAACCAACCGCUGCCAUCAGAGACUGCAACAAGGCUUCUGAGAUCAACUCCAAAUCUGCACUGCCAUAUAAAUGGCGGGGGAAGGCCUACUUCCUCCUGGGACAGUGGAAGAAAGCUGCCAAUGACUUCACCAGUGCUUCCCAAUGGGAUUGUGAUGCAGAAACAAAUGCGUUGCUUCAAAUGGUGCAGCUCAGACUGCAGAAAAAUGCAGAGUGUCAUCAAAAAUAUGAGCAAAAGCAAGAGCUAAAGGCAAUUCAGGAACAGCUAGAGAAAGUGAAACUGGCUCUGGAAAAGCAAGAGUCCAUCCAGAGAGAGGGGAAUCCCUGGGAUGAAAUGGCGAGAGCAGGUCGGAAACAUCUCAAAUUCUUCUUCACACUCUUGGAUCCCAGAAUGAUGAUGACUUUCCUGGAUGUGGUUUGGAAUCCAGAAAACAUCUACAAAUACCAAAAGAAAAACUUCCUCAUCAAGCUCUCUCACAAACAUUGAUGGGAAAGUUAAUUAUGAGUGGCUUCUCAGCUAAAUAAACGUACCAUUUGGU